Messenger RNA from Dictyostelium discoideum AX4, 2079 nucleotides. RefSeq lists its product as hypothetical. Gene Ontology annotation, molecular function: acyl-CoA oxidase activity; oxidoreductase activity, acting on the CH-CH group of donors; FAD binding. Lineage: Eukaryota; Evosea; Eumycetozoa; Dictyosteliales; Dictyosteliaceae. Gene Ontology annotation, biological process: fatty acid beta-oxidation; fatty acid metabolic process. The transcript has a single exon. Gene Ontology annotation, cellular component: peroxisome. Bases 1 to 2079 code for a protein of 692 amino acids. The record is from RefSeq and is a predicted model, not a curated record.
AUGGAAAGAUUAUCAAUUAUUUGUAAUCAUUUUGAAGAUAAUGAUUCAUUAGAAUCAAAUGAAGUUGCAGCAAAUUCUAAUAAUAAUAAUAUUAAUAAUAAUAAUAAUAAUGGAUUAGCAACAUUAAAUCAAAAUUCAUUAAAUAAUUUAAUUCAAAUUAAUUCAAAGAUUAACUUGGAUUCAGAAAAGAUUGAAAAAAUUACAAAAAUAUUAUUUGACCAUCCAGAUAAAGAAUGGACAGCAGCACGUAAUAGAUUAAUAGAGGUAUUGAAAGAUCCAAUCUUUGAGUGUAAACCAUAUGCGUCAUUCCAUGAACAAAGAGAAUUGGCACAAAAGAGAGUAGCACAUUUAGCAUCGAUACCAGGUGGACCAAUUUUAAAAGUUGGUGAAAUCGUAUCAAACUAUAAGAAAUUUUCAAUGUUUCAAUCUACAUUGGUCUAUUGCGAUAUGUCAAUGGCAGUGAAAUCCUCAGUGCAUUGGGGUUUAUUCGGAGCAUCGGUAUGUUGUUUAGGUUCAGAGAAACACGAGAAAUAUUACGACGAUAUCGAUACUUGCAAAAUGAGUGGCUGUUUUGCAUUGACAGAGUUGGCUCAUGGUUCAAAUGUGAAAGGUGUUGAAACCAUUGCAGAGUACGAUAACAAGACACAAGAGUUUGUAAUUCACACACCAUCAGACACAGCACAAAAGAUUUGGAUUGGUAAUGCUGCAACCUAUGGUUGUUUUGCUACAGUGUUUGCAAAUUUAAUUUCAAAUGGCGAGAAUUAUGGUUUACAUCCAUUCCUUGUACAAAUUAGAGACACCACAACAUUGAAACCAUUGGCAGGCAUCACAACAGCUGAUAACGGACCAAAGAUUGGGUUGAAUGGUGUUGAUAAUGGUCGUUUAUGGUUUAACAAGGUUAGAAUCCCACGUGAUAAUCUUUUGAACAAGUUUGGUGAUAUUGAUGCCAAUGGUGUUUAUAGUACACCAAUUAAGAAUCCAAGCGUUCGUUUCAAUUCAAUGUUAGAGUCGUUGAUUGGUGGUCGUAUCACUGUUGCAAAUAUGGCAAAUUCAGCAGCAAAGAUGGGACUUUACAUUGCUUUACAUUAUGCAUUCUCACGUCGUCAAUUUGGUCCAUCCAAUGGUAAAGAGGUGUUGUUAAUCGAUUAUAUCACACAUCAACGUCGUUUAUUCCCACAAUUGGCAGAGGUUUACAUCAAUCAAGUCGGUAUAAAUUAUGUUAUCAAUAAAUUCCAAAAUAGAACUGAAAAGGAUGCAAGAGAUGUCUUCCUAUUGGCAUGUGGUUUCAAAGCAGCAACAACUUGGAAUCGUUCAAAAACUUUACAACUCUGUCGUGAAUGUUGUGGUGGUCAAGGUAUGGCAGCAAGUAAUAAAAUUGGUAUUCUUCGUGCUGAUACCGAUGUAGAUUUAACCUACGAAGGUGAUAACACAGUACUAAUGCAAGCCGUUGCCAAAGCAUUGCUUCAAGAGUUUAAAUCCUAUUUCACCGGUACAAAACGUAUAACUGGUAUGUUGAGUUACACCUAUUCCAAGGGCCACAUUGGUAUCUUUUUAAGAAAUAAAAACUUUUUCACCAAACGUUUACACACAGAAUCCCAUCUAUUGGAUCCAGAUGUAUUGUUGGAUGCUUUCAUCUAUCGUGAAUUCAAACUCCUUCGUAACUUGAUCAAAACUCUUAGAGCCAAAGUAAAGAAUGAAAAAAUGACAGGUCUUCAAGCUUGGAAUAGUAGUUUGGAUUUAGUACUUCAAUUGGCAAAUGCUUACAUUGAAAGAGUUUCCAUUGAGAAAUUCUUGGAAGAAGUUCAAAAAUCUCCAGAAGAUAUUAAACCAAUCUUAACUUCACUUUGUAUCCUCUAUGAAUUAACAAAGAUUGAAAAUGAUCUUGGUUGGUUCCUUUCAAAUAAAUACUUUGCACCAGUUAAAGGUCAAGCAAUUGGUAAUACAAUCAAUAAGGUUUGUGGUGCAUUAAAAGAUCAUGCAAUUCCAUUAGUUAAAGCAUUUGAUAUUCCAUCUCAAUUUUUAACUGCUCCAAUUAUUGGUGAUUGGGUUUCUCAUUUUUCAAAUCCAAAUAAUUGUUAA